This is a messenger RNA of Scylla paramamosain (green mud crab), 956 nucleotides long. RefSeq lists its product as uncharacterized. Lineage: Eukaryota; Metazoa; Arthropoda; Malacostraca; Decapoda; Portunidae. The transcript is spliced from 2 exons. The coding region runs from base 148 to 822 and encodes 224 amino acids. The record is from RefSeq and is a predicted model, not a curated record.
GCUGCUGUAGCUCAACUCAACGCAUGCGUAGUGCAACCGCCCUCAAAUACGACCACGUGGCGACACUUUGUGUCCACUCUCAACAACACCACUCCACACACCACUACAUGCUUGUACUAGUGCAGUACACAUGGCCUUCAAAUCACUAUGAAGAGUGCCAAGAAGACUAGGAAAAGGUCCUCACCUGAAACUGAAGCUUCACCCAGCCCUACAAUACCACCAUCACCAGCACAUGCUUUACAGGAGCCGCAAAUCCUGGCCACCCUACAGGCAGUAGAGGUUUUAGGUCAUCCUAGUCAAAUGUUGGCAGAGUUACCACCUCCCUCUCAGGAAGAGAUUCAACACCCUGCUGCUGAUGACAGGGACUCUGAGGAUGACCCUGACUUUAUAAACUCUGGGCAGACUCAGAGGGACACCACAGAUGAAGAGGAGGUGGGAGGGCACCCUAGAGGCAGCAAGAGGAAGAAGCCGCCUCUCCACCUACCUGCAGAUGUUGAGAGGGAGCUUGGAGAGUGGCAACAGGAGAACACCUUCCUAUACGACAAGAGUUUAAACAAGUAUAGGAACAUGGAGAGGAAGAACUGUAUCAAGGAGAAGGAUGCCUCCCUCACCUCACCACUCACAGGGGAUGAUAUAGAGUGUUGGAUCCACAGCAUGAGGACAAGAUAUGGCAAGCUGACCAAGGAUUCCAACAAAAGUGGAUCAGCCACACCGAAGAACCACACCAAGAGGGACAGAGGCAGAGGGCAGAGGCAACCCAAAACCCUAAGAACCAAAAAGAGUGUUGUUGUGGUUGCCCUAGCACCCAGUGACUCCCAGUAGCUCAGUACCUCACAGCAGCCCAGUACCUUUGCCUGGAGUCCACGUGGUGACGCGUCGGAAUUGGAGUUGGAGCAGGCUGUGCUGUCGAGCCUGGAGGAGUCCCAGAACCAUGGGCUGGCCAAGUGAUGCCUUAC